Bradysia coprophila is the source of this 1408-nucleotide messenger RNA. RefSeq lists its product as uncharacterized. The record is from RefSeq and is a predicted model, not a curated record. Lineage: Eukaryota; Metazoa; Arthropoda; Insecta; Diptera; Sciaridae.
CAUUACAGUUCUCACCGCUACAACAGUCGGUAGUUUCACUAUAUUGCGAUGAAAGUUGUAAACGAUUUAUUUUCAAUUAUUUAUUCGAUUGCUUGACUUUCUUUGAAUACCACGACAAUGACCACAUUUAGUAAAUUCUUUUCUGAUAGAACAAAGAAUUUAACAUGCAAAGAUCUUCUUCAUCCGGAUUACGAGUCCUGUUCAUCGUUCCUUUGGUACUUUAUACGCGAAUCAAGCUUUCGAUGUUUGAAAUAUCUCGGACCUCUAAUUUUGAUUCCACUGGUGGCAAACCUUCAAAACACAACGUUGAACGAAUGGAAAGAAAAGGCCGAGAUCUAUUUCAAAAUGUCGAUCGGUAGCGCAGCAACGGUAGCAUUUUCAUUCGGUGUUCAUUGCUUUUUGUGCAAAAUGUGUGACGGAAUUCGAUACUUUAACAUGAGUUGUAUUCCUAUGCUUGUUUCCUUGUUAAUAUGUGUGAACCACCUUCCUCCGAAGUUUGCAAAGAUUCAAUAUCUCUUUGUGAAUAAUUUAUUGGUACAGACGUUACUGCGAACUUCUGACAAUCAGACGGUUAAAUUGAUAAGAGAAUCGAGAAUGGUUUCGACGGUGCUCUUUAUGGCGCUCAGUUCGUGUAUUAUGGGACUGAUGGGGUUGAUGACUGAGGAAAGCCAUCGAUAUUGGUACGCACAAAAUUUCGAGCAUAAAAAAUCCGAAAAGGAGUCUGAAAGUGAGUUAAUAGAGAAAAUGGAUCUGUUGAAAGAUUUAAUUUACAAGCAAGUGAUGAGUACAGUGAAAGUGGGCGUGCUCAUGUCGAGUAUCAAAAUACUGACAAAAAGCGUCCAGUUGUUGCGGAAAAGUAUAUUCCAAUUUAUCGUGUUCUUUGUGCAGAAUUUCGACUAUAAGUUGCUGGGAUUUUUUGCCAUGUACGGGACAUCGUUUCAAGUAUUUAACUUUUUACUGAACGAACUGAAUACGAAAUGGGAACAACAUAAAAAAUCAUUUCUGGCCGGCCUUUUAGCUGGAACAGCUUUUUAUUUAUCGCCACGAUAUUUUUUAUUUACGUACGCUCUUACCGCUCUCGUGGAGUUGGUGAUGAAGCUUUUUCUCAGUAAAUUGGACAAAAAUGCGAAGACGACUAAGUUUCUGAAAAACAUAUCCUGGCUGAAAGUUUUUAUUUGUAUUUCCCUACCCACCUUCAGUCAUUGGAGAAUCGUUAAUCCAUGGUUGAUUCCUCAGGUCAUGGAUAAAAUGAUGCAUAUUAUUGGGCUGGACAGGCUCGCGCUUGGAUCUCAAAACUAUGCCAAAUAUAUUCUAGGAAUUUGAAAGGUGAUCUCUGUAGAAUUUAAUGUAGACUUAGCUGUGGUACAUUUUGUUGACAUUCGUUGUAAAUAAUAAAUUUUUCGAAAAU